CGCCGUUCCCAAACCCUAUAUAUGUAUCCACCCGCUCUCUCUCAUGACAAACGAGGAGACUUCAGCGAAUCGUCUUUCCAGCUCUCUGAUCGACGAUCUUCCAGCUCUAGACAAAAGUAGACAAGAGUUCUGUCUUCUCCUUGUUACCAUGACUCCUUCAACGGUCACCUCUUCGACUAUACUUGAUUUAUUUUCUACUGACAAUGAGACUUUUUUAGCAUUAUGGAGAAUAAGGAGUGGAGGAUCUUUUCCUGCAAAUGUUCAUGAUAUAAAUCCUUACCAGUGUAAACCUGAAAAUUUACCAGAUGGAGUUUGGUAUUAUGUUGAGGGCAAUGUGGAUGCUGGCUCAAGUUUCGGUCGCUGGAAGCUGAAAGAUGGAGAUUGUAAACUGUAUUCAAGCUCUUCCUUCACUGGAGGGAGAGCAAGUUAUGAAUAUUAUGAAGGUCAAGCACCUUAUGAGAGUAAAACAGCCUGGGUUAUGCAAAAGUACUGGAUGAAUCAGAUGGACCUGCGUGCCACCUUCGAGCAAAAGGAGACCAGCUCACUUUGCAAAGUCUUUCUUGGAGAUGAACAGUUUCAAAACAAUGAAAUGAUUCAGAAAACCGAAUUUUCUAGUAUUCUCAAUUCAGAACCAAUCCUAAAUCAUCAGUUGGUUGUUACAGAUGGUUCGACUUCGAAUAACAUGGCGAGUGGAUCGACAAGCAAGUCUAAGAUGAAUGAAGAUGACAAGAUGGUAGAAUUGGCAGAUGCAGGAAAACGUUUGGAUAAUCAUUUAGAAGAUAUCCAUCCUGAGAUGGAUUAUUGUUUAGGUGACGACUACUUGGAAUUGCUGGAUUUAGAUAACCCAACAUCUUCGUCAUCGAGUUCUGAAAAUUCUAGUUGCUUGUCCAUGUCGUCGAAUGAAGAUUUUGAUACAAUGGAUGUUCUAUGUGAUGUAGAACGUGAAAUUAACCAUGACAGGGGACGAAGAGAUGCUGCCUGCAUCCAUUCCUCUGCACCCUUCAAACUAAAGAAGGAGGUGGUGCAUCAAGUGGCUUCAGAUUCUCUUGUCACCAUCAUAAGAAGCCACACAGCGGCCAAAGAGACUCCCAAAACCGAUUCGUCGGCGAACAUGAAACUCCCAAGCCAGAGUAAGAAAGAAGGGUACAGAAUGAAAGGUGCAUCAUCAAGUUGUCACAACAAGGUGGUCUCAAAUGGUGAAGAAACAGGUGUGGAUGGAGGAAAGAAGAGGGUUGGCAGAAGGGAGAAGAGUCCAAAGAAGUACUUUUGCUUCUUUGCUCUUUAGAUCUUCCUCAGCAUCAGUUAGAGUAAGUAAGUUAGUGAUGGGAUUAGACCAGAUUAACAAUGGUUUUGAGCAGACUACUGAAACCUUUCCUUUCAAGUCUGCAACAUCAUACCUUAAAAAUUAUCCUGUUUGAUUAAGUUCAGUUCAGUUCAGUUCAGUUCGAACUGCGUUUCUAGAGAUGAUGUUCUGUAAUUGUAAUUGUAAUUCAAAUGAGUUGACUUGACUUCAUUCAUAGCUUGCUGAAGUCAAUGUAAUUGUAGAGGGCCCCACUCGUCUUUUGAGGAGUAACCAGCCCACCAUUGUAACUAGUUCAUGUUUCUUGUGUUUCAGUAAAUGUUUUCGUUUA
Messenger RNA from Cucurbita moschata (crookneck pumpkin), 1631 nucleotides. Its product is annotated as NAC domain-containing protein 30-like. The coding region runs from base 44 to 1285 and encodes 413 amino acids. The record is from RefSeq and is a predicted model, not a curated record. Gene Ontology annotation, molecular function: DNA binding. The transcript has 6 exons. Lineage: Eukaryota; Viridiplantae; Streptophyta; Magnoliopsida; Cucurbitales; Cucurbitaceae. Gene Ontology annotation, biological process: regulation of DNA-templated transcription.